AUGCCGCUGAGGCGGGCACGGAGCCAACCCAGUGCCGGCGGCGGGGGGGGGACGCCCGCCUGGCUUUGCACCAGCAAAAACCCCUGGGCACAGGAGGUGGAAGGGAGAAGAGCUCCCUCGAGGGGGCCGGGGGAGCCCGCCCGAUUCCGCUGCGACGCCAAGCACGUGGUGCUCUACCCACUGGUGUCCAAGAGCCUGCGCAACAUCGCGGCGGGGAAGGACCCGCUGGAGGGGCAGCGGCACUGCUGCAGCAUCGCCCAGCUGCACGACCACUACUCCCUGGGCUACCCCGACCUCGACGAGCUGCAGAAGAACCCCCAGCCCCUCAUCUUCGACAUCGAAGUGCUCAAGGUGGAGGCACCCGGCUCCUACCAGCAGGACCCGUGGGCCAUGACGGAUGAGGAGAAGCUGCAGGCCGUACCCCUGAUCCACAAGGAGGGCAACGAGCUCUACCGGCAGGGCAAGGUGCAGGAGGCAGCUGCCAAAUAUUACGAUGCCAUCGCCUGUCUCAAGAACCUGCAGAUGAAGGAGCAGCCCGGCUCUCCGGACUGGAUUGAGCUGGACCAGAAGAUCACACCCCUGCUGUUAAAUUACUGCCAAUGCAAGCUGCAGUGCGAGGAGUACUACGAGGUGCUGGAUCACUGCUCCUCCAUUCUCAACAAGUACGAGGACAACGUCAAGGCCUACUUCAAGCGAGGGAAGGCCCACGCGGCGGUGUGGAACGUGGCGGAGGCGCAGGCUGACUUUGCCAAAGUGCUAGCCCUCGACCCCUCGCUGCGCCCCGUCGUCUCCAAGGAGCUGCGGAGCCUGGAAGCCCGCCUGCGCGAGAAGGACGCCGAGGACAAGAUCCGCUUCAAGGGCAUCUUCUCGCAGUAGAGCCCACGGCCGCAGUAGAGAGCCCAAUGCUCUCCGAACAGGUUCUUUUAGAUAUUCCACAUGUGGAAUGUUCAUUGAUGUUUAUUAAUGUUUAAUACAAGUUUUACUUAUUUGAAGUGGCCCGGGAGCUCGCCACAGCCCGGUGACA
This is a messenger RNA of Nipponia nippon (crested ibis), 1024 nucleotides long. The record is from RefSeq and is a predicted model, not a curated record. NCBI's taxonomy places the organism in Eukaryota, Metazoa, Chordata, Aves, Pelecaniformes, Threskiornithidae.